This is a messenger RNA of Penicillium antarcticum, 1824 nucleotides long. RefSeq lists its product as uncharacterized. Bases 1 to 1824 code for a protein of 607 amino acids. The transcript has 2 exons. The record is from RefSeq and is a predicted model, not a curated record. Lineage: Eukaryota; Fungi; Ascomycota; Eurotiomycetes; Eurotiales; Aspergillaceae.
AUGAAGCAGUCCCUUAUCACUUCCCUCGUCGCCCUCGCGGCCUCCUCUGGUGUUCAAGCCACUGAGAGCUUGAUCAGCGUCCCCGUUGGUCUCUGUACUGGUAUCCUCGGCGAGGCUGAGUGCAAGCAGCAGAGCUCCAACGGCGGUCUUAUCAACGUCCCCGUCAACGCCUGUGUUGGUGCUCUUGGUAAGGCCAAGUGUGACCAGGCCUCUACCGCCAGCUCCGAUGAGGGUUCUUUGAUCAACGUCCCCAUCAACGUCUGCCUUGCUGUCCUCGGCGAGACUCACUGCAACCAGAAGGCCGACACCAACGGUGGCCUCAUCAACAUCCCCGUCAACCUCUGCCUUGCUGUCCUCGGUGAGGCUGACUGCAACCAGCAGACCGGUUCCGCCACCACUUCUGGCGCUGGUGCCUCUUCCACCGGCUCCUCCGGCUCCGGCAGCCUGAUCAGCGUUCCCGUCAACCUCUGCGCCGCUGUCCUCGGCGAGGCUGAGUGCGAGCAGAAGACCGCCUCCUCCGGUGGUCUCAUCGACGUACCCGUUAACGCUUGCGUUGCUGCUCUUGGCAAGGCCAAGUGUGACCAGAUCGCUGGUGGCUCCUCCGGCAGCGGCAGUGGUUCCGGCAGCCUGAUCAACAUCCCCGUUGGUCUCUGUGCCGCCGUCCUCGGCGAGGCCGAGUGCAAGCAGAAGACCGCCCCCUCCGGUGGUCUCAUCAACGUCCCCGUCAAUGCCUGUGUUGCUGCUCUUGGCAAGGCCAAGUGUGACCAGGUCGCCGGUGCCACUGGCAGCGGCUCCAACGGUGGUGGUCUGAUCAACGUCCCCGUCAACGUCUGCGCUGCCGUCCUCGGUGAGGCUGAGUGCCAGCAGACCUCCGGCUCCAACGGUGGUCUCAUCAACAUCCCCGUCGACCUUUGCCUUGCUGUCCUCGGUGAGGCCGAGUGCAACCAGGGCUCUGCCUCUACCACUACUCCCGCUGCUGCCUCCUCCACCCCCUGUGACACCAUCACCUCCGAGCACAUCGGCAGCACUGUCAUUCCCGGCGCCUCUGAGACUCCCUCCGCCGUUGGCCCUACCGGUGCCUCCACUACUCCCUGUGACACCAUCACCUCCGAGCACAUCGGCAGCACUGUCAUUCCCGGCGCCUCUGAGACUCCCUCCGCCGUUGGCCCUACCGGUGCCUCCACUACUCCCUGUGACACCAUCACCUCCGAGGAGAUCUCCAGCACUGUGAUCCCUGGUAUGCCCGUUCCCUCCGGCUCCGCUCCCUCUUCCGGUGCUGCUCCUUCCGUCACUGGUCCCGCUGGUCCUUCUGGUGUCUCUCCCUCCGGUGCCUCCACCACCCCCUGUGACACCAUCACCUCCGAGGAGAUCUCCAGCACCGUGAUCCCCGGCAUGCCCGCUCCUUCCGCCCCUGCUGGUCCCUCCGGCGGUGCUCCUUCCGGUCCCGCCCCCGCUGGUCCCUCCGGCUGGUCCCCCGUCUCCUCCGGUGUCCCUCACCCCACCGCUCCCGCCAUGUCCUGGUCCACCCACAUCGUCACCAGCACCGUCAAGGUCUGCAACGCCGCCUGCUCCUCCAAGUCCAUGAUGAUGUCCAAGUCCAUGAGCGCCUCCAAGUCUUCCUCCACCGCAAUGGUCGCCCACACCUCCCCCGCUGCUGGUAACGGCAACGGCAACGGUAACGGCGCUGGUGCCGGCUCCUCCGCCACCGGGGCUGUCGCUACCCCCUCCUCCAGCACCGUUCCCUUCAACGCUGCUGGCCGCACCACCGUUUCCGGCCUCGCCGUUGUCUUCGGUGCCCUCUUCGCUGCUGCUAUGCAGUUCUAA